Messenger RNA from Triticum aestivum (bread wheat), 257 nucleotides. RefSeq names its product ATP synthase subunit 9, mitochondrial. The coding region runs from base 13 to 255 and encodes 80 amino acids. The transcript has a single exon. Gene Ontology annotation, molecular function: proton transmembrane transporter activity. Gene Ontology annotation, biological process: proton transmembrane transport; proton motive force-driven ATP synthesis. Lineage: Eukaryota; Viridiplantae; Streptophyta; Magnoliopsida; Poales; Poaceae. The record is from RefSeq and is a predicted model, not a curated record.
UCUCGACUCGAGAUGUUAGAAGGUGGUAAAUCAAUAGGUGCCGGAGCUGCUACAAUUGCUUUAGCCGGAGCUGCUGUCGGUGUUGGAAACGUCCUCAGUUCUUUGAUUCAUUCCGUGGCGCGAAAUCCAUCAUUGGCUAAACAAUCAUUUGGUUAUGCCAUUUUGGGCUUUGCUCUCACCGAAGCUAUUGCAUUGUUUGCCCCAAUGAUGGCCUUUCUGAUCUCAUUCGUUUUCCGGUCGCAUAAAAAGUCAUGAGA